CAAUGGGGUGGGUGGGCAGAGGCGGUGAGGCCGCCCGCCAUGGACACGCUGCUGCCGGUGGUCAACAAACUGCAGGAGAUCUUCCACACGGUGGGGGCUGAGCUCAUCCACCUGCCCCAGUUCGUGGUGGUGGGCAGCCAGAGCAGUGGGAAGAGUUCGGUGUUGGAGAGUAUCGUGGGGCGGGAUUUCCUCCCGCGGGGGUCCGGGAUCGUGACCCGAAGACCCCUGGUGUUACAGCUGGUAAACGUGCCGUGUGCCGAGGAGAGGCGCCGGGCUGCCAGCGGAGAUACGGAUGAUGGACAGACACAGGCGACAACCUCCUCAGGCAGCUUCGCUGAAGAAUGGGGAACUUUUAUACACUGUAAAACCAAGAUAUUCACUGAUUUCAAUGACAUUCGUCAAGAGAUUGAGAAUGAGACCCAGAGAAUCACUGGUGCUAAUAAGGGAAUCAGCCCAGAGCCCAUUCAGCUGAGGAUUCACUCACCCUACGUGCUAAACCUGACACUCGUCGAUCUACCCGGCAUCACCAAGGUACCAGUCGGGGACCAACCCCAGGACAUUGAGCAGCAGGUGAGGCAGAUGCUGGAGCUUUACGUCACGAACCCCAACUCCCUGAUCCUGGCUGUGACGACAGCCAACACCGACCUGGCCACGUCGGAGGCUCUCAAACUGGCCCGGGAUGUGGAUCCUGAUGGACGGCGGACUCUGGCGGUGGUAACAAAGCUGGACCUGAUGGACGCUGGCACUGAUGCCAUGGACGUGCUGACAGGCAGAGUCAUCCCUGUCAAACUGGGCAUCAUUGGGGUGGUCAACAGGAGUCAGCACGAUAUCAAUGUAAAUAAGAGCAUUGCAGAUGCUGUACAGGAUGAGCAGGUCUUUCUGCAGAGAAAAUACCCUUCCCUGGCCUCCCGCAAUGGGACCAAGUAUCUGUCACGCACCCUCAACAGAUUACUGAUGCACCACAUCAGAGACUGCCUGCCUGAGCUGAAGACCAGAGUCAACGUACUGACAGCCCAGUACCAGUCUCUGUUGAGCAGCUACGGGCAGCCAAUUGAAGACCACAAUGCCACCCUGCUCCAGAUCAUCACCAAGUUUGCCACCGAAUACUGUAGCACCAUCGAGGGCACUGCCCGCAACAUCGAGACGUCUGAGCU
Callorhinchus milii (elephant shark) is the source of this 1154-nucleotide messenger RNA. RefSeq names its product dynamin-1-like protein. The record is from RefSeq and is a predicted model, not a curated record. Lineage: Eukaryota; Metazoa; Chordata; Chondrichthyes; Chimaeriformes; Callorhinchidae. Gene Ontology annotation, biological process: mitochondrial fission. Gene Ontology annotation, cellular component: mitochondrion; microtubule; cytoplasm. Gene Ontology annotation, molecular function: GTP binding; microtubule binding; GTPase activity.